Molecule: messenger RNA, 3679 nt
Organism: Pan troglodytes (chimpanzee)
Lineage: Eukaryota; Metazoa; Chordata; Mammalia; Primates; Hominidae
Gene: DLG4
Product: discs large MAGUK scaffold protein 4
Exons: 20
Coding region: 590-2863 (757 amino acids)
Biological process (GO): embryo development; AMPA glutamate receptor clustering; chemical synaptic transmission
Cellular component (GO): postsynaptic density membrane; neuron projection; neuromuscular junction
Molecular function (GO): ionotropic glutamate receptor binding; protein kinase binding
Source: RefSeq, a predicted model, not a curated record
CCUUUCCCGUUAUCCGGGUUCCUGCCAGCACAGAAGGAGUUAACUCUGCCAAGGCACCCCCCCCAUUCUGGCUCCUAGCUCCCUCCCUCCCUCCCCCUGCUUCCUCUCUCCUCCUCUCUCCCCUUCCCUCUUCGGCUCCACGGCUCCCUCGGCCGCUGCCGUUUCCAACCCCCCCACCCCACUCCCCCGCCACGGCCCCUAGCCCCUGGCCGUUUGGCAAGACCCCCCCCUACCCCGGGGCUCCCCGAAAUCCAGUUCCCCUCCCCCACCCCAGCUCAUGCCCCAGCCCCCGAACUCCGGGGCUGCCAGCCCCCGGUGCCCCCGCCCCUCCUGAGAAUCGGGGUGUGCUCCCCAAGCCCCCUCCCCUCCACUGGGGAGCCCCUUUUAGGGCCCCCUUCCCCUCCCUCCCACGCUCCCCUCCCCUUCCCUUCUCCAACCCCCUCCUUCCCCUCUCACCCCUCCCCCCAUCCUGGCCCCCCCUGCAAAAGUGGGGUGCGGAGGGGGGAGGGGUGAGAACCCACGGAGGGGAGGAACGAAACUCCGAUGAAGUCAGAGCCCCUUACCCGCCGCCGCGGCCAGGCCCCCCAACAUGGACUGUCUCUGUAUAGUGACAACCAAGAAAUACCGCUACCAAGAUGAAGACACGCCCCCUCUGGAGCACAGCCCGGCCCACCUCCCCAACCAGGUAAACGCCCCCGAGCUGGUGCACGUGGCGGAGAGGAACUUGUCCCACCUCGAGGCUGGCCACGGGGUCGUGGGCCACGCCCACCUCUCCCCCUUCAAGGCCAAUUCUCCCCCAGUGAUUGUCAACACAGAUACCCUAGAAGCCCCAGGAUAUGAGUUGCAGGUGAACGGGACCGAGGGGGAGAUGGAAUACGAGGAAAUCACAUUGGAAAGGGGUAACUCAGGUCUGGGCUUCAGCAUCGCAGGUGGCACUGACAACCCACACAUCGGUGACGACCCAUCCAUUUUCAUCACCAAGAUCAUUCCUGGUGGGGCUGCGGCCCAGGAUGGCCGCCUCAGGGUCAACGACAGCAUCCUGUUUGUAAAUGAAGUGGACGUGCGCGAGGUGACCCACUCAGCGGCGGUGGAAGCCCUCAAAGAGGCAGGCUCCAUCGUUCGCCUCUAUGUCAUGCGCCGGAAGCCCCCGGCUGAGAAGGUCAUGGAGAUCAAGCUCAUCAAGGGGCCUAAAGGUCUUGGCUUCAGCAUCGCAGGGGGCGUAGGGAACCAGCACAUCCCAGGAGAUAAUAGCAUCUAUGUAACAAAGAUCAUCGAAGGGGGUGCUGCCCACAAGGAUGGGAGGUUGCAGAUUGGAGACAAGAUCCUGGCGGUCAACAGUGUGGGGCUAGAGGACGUCAUGCAUGAAGAUGCUGUGGCAGCCCUGAAGAACACGUAUGAUGUUGUCUACCUAAAGGUGGCCAAGCCCAGCAAUGCCUACCUGAGUGACAGCUAUGCUCCCCCAGACAUCACAACCUCUUAUUCCCAGCACCUGGACAAUGAGAUCAGUCACAGCAGCUACCUGGGCACCGACUACCCCACAGCCAUGACCCCCACUUCCCCUCGGCGCUACUCUCCAGUGGCCAAGGACCUGCUCGGGGAGGAAGACAUUCCCCGAGAACCGAGGCGAAUUGUGAUCCACCGGGGCUCCACGGGCCUGGGCUUCAACAUCGUGGGUGGCGAGGACGGUGAAGGCAUCUUCAUCUCCUUUAUCCUGGCCGGGGGCCCUGCAGACCUCAGUGGGGAGCUGCGGAAGGGGGACCAGAUCCUGUCGGUCAACGGUGUGGACCUCCGAAAUGCCAGCCAUGAGCAGGCUGCCAUUGCCCUGAAGAAUGCGGGUCAGACGGUCACGAUCAUCGCUCAGUAUAAACCAGAAGAGUACAGCCGAUUCGAGGCCAAGAUCCACGACCUUCGGGAACAGCUCAUGAACAGCAGCCUGGGCUCAGGGACUGCGUCCCUGCGGAGCAACCCCAAAAGGGGUUUCUACAUCAGGGCCCUGUUUGAUUACGACAAGACCAAGGACUGCGGCUUCCUGAGCCAGGCCCUGAGCUUCCGCUUUGGGGACGUGCUGCAUGUCAUCGAUGCUAGUGAUGAGGAGUGGUGGCAGGCACGGCGGGUCCACUCUGACAGUGAGACCGACGACAUUGGGUUCAUCCCCAGCAAACGGCGGGUUGAGCGACGAGAGUGGUCAAGGUUAAAGGCCAAGGACUGGGGCUCCAGCUCUGGAUCGCAGGGUCGAGAAGACUCGGUUCUGAGCUACGAGACAGUGACGCAGAUGGAAGUGCACUAUGCUCGCCCCAUCAUCAUCCUUGGGCCCACCAAGGACCGCGCCAACGAUGAUCUUCUCUCCGAGUUCCCCGACAAGUUUGGAUCCUGUGUUCCCCAUACGACACGGCCCAAGCGGGAGUAUGAGAUAGAUGGCCGGGAUUACCACUUUGUGUCGUCGCGGGAGAAAAUGGAGAAGGACAUUCAGGCGCACAAGUUCAUUGAGGCCGGCCAGUACAACAGCCACCUCUAUGGGACCAGCGUCCAGUCCGUGCGAGAGGUGGCAGAGCAGGGGAAGCACUGCAUCCUCGAUGUCUCGGCCAAUGCCGUGCGGCGGCUGCAGGCGGCCCACCUGCACCCCAUCGCCAUCUUCAUCCGCCCCCGCUCCCUGGAGAAUGUGCUAGAGAUUAACAAGCGGAUCACAGAGGAGCAAGCCCGCAAAGCCUUCGACAGAGCCACCAAGCUGGAGCAGGAGUUCACAGAGUGCUUCUCAGCCAUCGUGGAGGGUGACAGCUUUGAGGAGAUCUACCACAAGGUGAAGCGUGUCAUCGAGGACCUCUCAGGCCCCUACAUCUGGGUUCCAGCCCGAGAGAGACUCUGAUUCCUGCCCUGGCUUGGCCUGGACUCGCCCUGCCUCCAUCACCUGGGCCCUUGGUCUGGACUGAAUUGCCCAAGCCCUUGGCUCCCCCCGGCCUCCCUCCCACCCCUUCUUAUUUAUUUCCUUUCUAACUGGAUCCAGCCUAUUGGAGGGGGGACACUCCUCUGCAUGUAUCCCCGCACCCCAGAACUGGGCUCCUGAACGCCAGGAACCUGGGGUCUGGGGGGGAGCUGGGCUCCUUGUUCCGAGCCCUUGCUCCUUAGGAUCCCCGCCCCCACCUGCCCCCAAUGCACACACAGACCCACCGGGGGCCACCUGCCCUCCCCCAUCCUCUCCCACACACAUUCCAGAAGUCAGGGCCCCCUCGAGGAGCACCCGCUGCAGGGAUGCAGGGCCACAGGCCUCCGCUCUCUCCUAAGGCAGGGCCUGGGGUCACCCCUGCCCUCAUCGUAAUUCCCCAUGUCCCUUGAUUUCUCAUUUAUUUUUUCCACUUUUUUUCUUCUCAAAGGUGGUUUUUUGGGGGGAGAAGCAGGGGACUCCGCAGCGGGCCCCUGCCUUCCACACGCCCCCACCUUUUUUCUUUGCCGGUUUGCAUGAGUGGAAGGUCUAAAUGUGGCUUUUUUUUUUUUUUCCUGGGAAUUUUUUUGGGGAAAAGGGAGGGAUGGGUCUAGGGAGUGGGAAAUGCGGGAGGGAGGGUGGGGGGCAGGGGUCGGGGGUCGGGUGUCCGGGAGCCAGGGAAGACUGGAAAUGCUGCCGCCUUCUGCAAUUUAUUUAUUUUUUUCUUUUGAGAGAGUGAAAGGAAGAGACAGAUACUUGAAA